AUGGCCACAUCCUCAGCAUCACCUCAAGGCUCCCUGAUCGCCGUCGCCACCGUCCCCUUCACCAAGCACUUUCCUACGGUAACACUUUACGAAGAGACGGCAACUACAAGCCAACCCGCCCCUGAUCGUAGAUUAUGGUUCAACCAAGAGGGGAAAAAUGCUGAAUCCUUGAAGGGUGCCUCCCCGUCAAAUUGGAAGACGAUUGCACCAACUUCCGCUCUUAUGAUCAAUCAGCCGGUACAGACAGUGGCAGGCGUCACACCGACAACCAAUGCGGCCAAUUUCUGGUGGGACGCCAGUGGAGGCAAGCUGGGAUAUUGGGAGCAAGAAAUCCACGACGGAGCCACAACUACUGUUCAAUCAUCUACUGAAGUGACAGUCCAAGCACAGACUACAAAUCAAUCAACGGCACAGGAAACUAAUACAAGCGCCGCGCCCACGCAAAACGACAAGCCACCAGGUGCUGAAAGCAACACGACCAUAGCACCGACAUCAGAUACUACGGCUACCUCGUCCUCUUCGACCACCACUGCUGCCGCCGCCGCCGCAAAUAUUUCUGGAUCAAAAGACAUUCAGCCUGGAGCUGCGGCAGGAAUUGGUGUUGGAUGUUUUCUGGCAGGACUUUUAAUUGCCGGCUUGCUAGCCUGGUUCUUCAUGAAGCGCAGAAGGUCUACGAGUAGUGUCCGUGAUUCAGAGGCGAGUGCGGUAGCCCUGAUGCAUCGCGAGAAGGGCCCCGUGGCCAAAACUGUGUCCGUUUCGAGCGGCAGUCCGAUUGCUUCAGCGCUCGAAAACGGCCUCCCACAACCAUUGGAGGAUAAGGCUGUCUCCGGCGAAAUCUCGAAAAUUAGUAACUUGAUCAAGAACCACGUCCAAAGUUACUAUCACAGUCGAGCUGUGAGCCCUGGAAUGAUCGAUUACGACGACCUUCAAGCUCUCGGCGAGAAUCUUCCAGUAUCCGUAGGUACCCUGAGUACACUCCUCAACAACCCCACAACUCGAGAGAUAGCACUCAGGUUCUGUCUCGCUUGGGUUGUGACAUCGCGGAUCCGGCUGAAUGAUUCUUCCAACAAAACAUUCCUACCCCCCGAGGUUGCAAAAUGCAUGCAGUCUAUGAAUCACACAGAGCGCGGAUCGCGAGGUAAGUUACGAUAUCUCGAUUCGCUAUAG
Messenger RNA from Didymosphaeria variabile, 1167 nucleotides. RefSeq lists its product as uncharacterized. NCBI's taxonomy places the organism in Eukaryota, Fungi, Ascomycota, Dothideomycetes, Pleosporales, Didymosphaeriaceae. Bases 1 to 1167 code for a protein of 388 amino acids. The transcript has a single exon. The record is from RefSeq and is a predicted model, not a curated record.